Molecule: messenger RNA, 2836 nt
Organism: Linum trigynum
Lineage: Eukaryota; Viridiplantae; Streptophyta; Magnoliopsida; Malpighiales; Linaceae
Source: the annotation of a GenBank genome assembly
AGUUACGGUCGUAGCGUAGCUCAAAGGCUGACGUGGAGUGGGCGUUUUCUGAAACCCCUUUAAUAUUUUUAAAGAGAAGAGAUAAAGAUGCAUCCCUAUCCUUUCCCGACCUCUGCUUUCCUUUUGUGCUCCUUGCUUCUCCACCGUCCGGCCUCCACUCAAGCGCCUGUACCUGCUCUCUCUUUAUAUUUUUCUGUUAUUUGUUCAUCUGGAAUGAAUUGGCUUCUUUUUCUACCACCAUAUUCUUCUGGAUCCGACAAUAAAAUCUAGAAUUAUUUUCCUAGAGUGAAUCCAAUUGACAGUAGCUUCCUCUUGCAUUCUCUUCCGCAAGCGAAGCUACCUUAUGACUUGUGGCAUCGAUUACGACGAAGCCAGGAGUCUCCAGGGAAGAAAAGGAUGAUACAAAGGCUGAGGGUGUGUGUGAUAUCUUCCACGCUAUAAUACCUGCAACAUAAAUCGCGCUUCCUAAAAGGAAAUUCGCGCUCCGAGAAUUUUCAGUUCGCGAAUUUUCCGCGACUCGUCAAAAAUCCGCGGUUUUACGCUCCAUAGCGGGAACGUCGGGACUAUACGGACGAAUUAGGUGAUCUAAGGCCUUCCUCCCUCCUUCCCUUCCCCCUGUUAAUUUAAUUGGUGGGUUUCUCUGCCAGAUGUUACCUUGCACGUCAUCGCAUCCAAUCAUCCCUCACAAACGACUACAUCGUCCAUCUAUUGACCUGCUACAAAAUGCCUGUCUCGGCUGCUCCUCCGCCAUGAGAAAUCUCAGCCGCAAAGCGAUCCUCUCAUCUUUCAACACCGUCCACCGCCGCAGCCUCGCCGUUUCACCAGGCCAUCCCCAAAUGGCAGCCACGACGACAACGAUUGAAGCAAAACGGGGAGGGUCAAUUGACGACAAGGAGGAACAAGAGAAGAGGAAGGAGAAGGCGAUUCCUCCUCCGCCGCCGCCGGAGAAGCCUGAGCCGGGAGAUUGUUGCGGCAGUGGGUGCGUGAGAUGCGUGUGGGACGUUUAUUACGAAGAGCUGGAGGAUUACAACAAAACGUACCUGACCAGCGGAUUUGCAUCCAGUUCGCAAGCUUCUUGACGGCGAGCGGCUAUCGACCUUGCUUUUAGCCAUGAGAUUGUUUCUUUCGAUUUUCAUCCCUACUUUCUAUUAUUUCAAUUUGUGGGCGGAGAAAUUUCUCCGAUUUGUGAUUAUCACUCAUCCAAAACAUGGCUCCUUGUGCCUUGACAUGGCUUCUUUGAGAGGUAAGUAUAAGGAUUCAGUUGCAAGAUUCAGUCUUUUGCACAAGUCUGGUUUAUUUUGACCGAAUUACUACUCGGGAACAAAAUAAAUUCUUUGGGUGGAUCGGCUUCUGCAGAUUGUGUUACUGUUAUGUGUGUUGCUGGUAUAGAAUCAAAUUCUCUUCUUUGAAUCAGUUUUCCAACCAGGUCAACACUGAGACCUUCCGCUUCAUUGAUCUUUGAUGGCCUCACAGUGGAUUGGCAUUCUGCAGUUGAUUUCAUCAGGUGCAAGGCUGCCCUAUUGAUCAUUUUGUCUGGUUUGUGAGUGUAACUACAACAUGGAAAGAAAGAUGUCAUCUAGUUUCCGGAGCUAGCAACAGCAGUGAUCUUGUUUUGGUUGGUGUGAAGUUUGCAAAAGAUUGAAAAGAAAGAAACACAGAAAGAUUUAACAUUCAGAAGGGCUUACUUCUCAAGAAGAUAAUGUAGUAAUGUUGAUCUGUUCCUAAAAGCUUGUGUCGGCCAACACGAACACCUUGCUAGGAACUAUCAAUACCCAGAGCUAAAAUUGCAAUUUCCCCUGUUCAAGCAAAACUAGAAAAAAUUGUUCACCACCAACAGCCACUUCAAUCAAGUCUAAAGCUCAACACCUCAAGAAAGAUCUCCUGAAAAAGAUUUUAACUGCCUUCUCAAUGGCGAAAGUUCAUUAUUACACUCCGCUAAUAUGACCGGCCUUCCAAGAAACUACCGCCGAUUGCUCAAUUCUACAACAGCUUAAUUUGGUCUUUUACCUCCUGUGAUAACAGGGACGUUAAUCUGCCAGCCAAUGAAACCAAGGGGGCUCAAAGUAACAGAAACCCCGAACCAACGACAGGCUACCAUGUUUCCGGCUUCCAUCCACUACUUGUUCAUUACAACAGUGCAGGCCUUGCUGAGUACUCCUGUGAUCAGCAACCAAAUCCAGAAUGAGGCAGCUGUUUCUUACUUAUCGGGACUGGGAUCCCCAUAAGAAACCAAACCUUGCUGCCCUCCUGACAGUGAGCUUGAUCUCGACAUGCUACUACCACGUUGUUUAGGUGGUGCACGGUCUGGAGAUUUCGAAAGAGAAGCUGAUGACCUGCUCCUUGACCUGGAGCUAGCAGUAGACCUGGAUGUUGACCUCAAUCUUGCUUUCUUACCUGAAUUGCCAUCAUCAAUUCGAGGGCCAAGACGUGUUCUCAAACCCUCACUAACAGGAGGUCGCUUGCCUUUGGACUGGGACUUUGUAUAGGAGGGCUCUGGCUCCUGCUGCGAGCUCUGUUCCUUCUUCCAUUAUAGUUUCCUGGGUUGCUCCGAGAUCUGCUCCUACUUCUACUUCUCCGACGUCCAUAUCUGCAGUGUAUGGUUGGGUUUUAGAAAUGGUUGAGUUGAUUUAUGAUAUAAAAUUAUUUUCUGAAAUAAAAAGCAAUUGGCGAGUGAUGCAUGGUAGAUUGUUCAUUAACAGGACAUUCAGCAAUGACUAUGACAAGUACAAAUAUAUUUUAAUUUCAAAGGGAGUAGCCAAAUGAAAUUUAUUAGUGAGACAACGUUUAGAUCUAAAUGAUUUGUGGAAUUUAGGGUAAAUAAUUGUUUUAAGAAGUU